UGAAAGUACGAGCUCGAGCUCGGGUAGGGAUCGGAAAGGGAGGCUAUUAUCAUGACUACAGACAGCACUGAUACUCCUGUUCCAUUUGCCUUGACGGCUCUUGAUAGAGAGAUCCUGUCUAUGAGCAACGAUGAAUUCUCUCCCCACACAUGGGAGGAAAUCAAACAGAUUAUUGCUGAGAACAAUCUUCAUCUAUUCAAAAGAUGGCCUUCCGAUCUGAGGCGAUACAUCAAAUGGUCGGCUGAGACCAAGGCCGCAUAUGGGAGUAUCCCAAUUUUCGUCAUGAGAGAGAGACUCAGAUGGACACCGUUGGCUUCGUCGACUGCUAAAACUGGACCCGAGUUUGCGGUGGAAGAUCCGACCCCCUUCGCUCACGAAGACGACUACAAAAUCCUGAUCAACGAUUGGCCUUACGGACUUGAUGAAGGCAUUCGGCACAUCAUAGUCUGGCUGAAGACCAGAUUGGAGUCGGAGCCCACCAAAGGCGAUAUGACUCCAAAGUCACGGCAGCAAGUUGAAGAAUUCAUACAAACCAAAUUCGUGAACCGAGUCAAGGAUUUGCCUGGCGAGGAGGAGAAAGUCGUGUGGUUCAAGAAUUGGACGGCCUUGCAAUCUGUCCCGGGUAUGGAGCAUGUUCAUGUCCUUGUAAGAGGAGUACCAGAUCUUGUCGUUGCAGAAUGGACUGGUGGUGUACAGCCGUUAAAUGUCGAGACCUAAACAUUACUCUUCUGAUCAAAACACAGUAACCUAGACGGUGAGGCAAUCGCAACGAAGAUUUCGUCAGCGCAAUGACAUUUUGAUAGCUG
Messenger RNA from Exophiala xenobiotica, 806 nucleotides. RefSeq lists its product as uncharacterized. The transcript has 2 exons. Gene Ontology annotation, cellular component: cytoplasm. Gene Ontology annotation, biological process: N-acetylglucosamine metabolic process. The coding region runs from base 52 to 717 and encodes 221 amino acids. NCBI's taxonomy places the organism in Eukaryota, Fungi, Ascomycota, Eurotiomycetes, Chaetothyriales, Herpotrichiellaceae. The record is from RefSeq and is a predicted model, not a curated record.